Molecule: messenger RNA, 303 nt
Organism: Gilbertella persicaria
Lineage: Eukaryota; Fungi; Mucoromycota; Mucoromycetes; Mucorales; Choanephoraceae
Exons: 2
Coding region: 1-303 (100 amino acids)
Source: RefSeq, a predicted model, not a curated record
AUGUCAACAGAAUCAACUGAUACUGUCACGAAAGGACUGGUUGCUUGGGAAGCCAGAAGAAAAGCAUGGACAACAGCCGAUCUAGAAUAUACGAAUAAUCUCAACACAACUACUUCAGAUAAACUACAAGAUCUUAUUCAACACGAAGUUCAAAGAAAGACGAUCUAUCAACAACUUGUUUAUCAAAGACAAGUCUUUCGUACACCUAUACCCUUAAAAUAUAUUAUCCCUAUCCUUAUCACAGGCUGGCAAGAAGAUGGAUUAUGGCCAAAAGGGAUGGUUGUACAAGAUAAAAGUGAUUAA